AUGGCACCCAAAGGGUCUAAGAAGUCGGCGGCUGCAGCGCCCAACAAGACGCUCGUCCUGGACAAUGGCGCAUAUUCGAUCAAAGCCGGUCUAGUCUCGCCAGCCUCGGAGCCUACCUACGACGACUGCAGUGUCAUUCCCAACUGCAUCGCGCGCAGCACACGCGACAAGUGCACCUACGUCGGCGCCGAGCUCGAUUCGUGUAAAGACUUUGGAGAACUGGCGUUUCGCCGUCCAGUGGAAAAGGGCUUCAUUGUCAACUGGGAGGCGGAGAAGGCGAUAUGGGAGCAUGAGUUCAUGGGCGACGCCGUGGGGGAGGGGUUGAGGGUGGGUACGCACAGUCGCGAGCUCGUGAAGGGUGUGAGAACUGACAGAACGCAGUGUGACCCGAAAGACACAAAUCUGGUCUUAACAGAGAAGCCAAACUGCCCGAAAGAGCUGCAGAAGAACUGCGACGAGAUCAUCUUCGAGCAGUUCGAGUUCGCGGCCUACUACCGAUGCGUUGGCGCGACACUCAAUGCCUACAACCCUCCCACCGCGUCCUCGUUGGCAUCGCUACCGCAAGAAUGCCUCCUCAUCAUCGACACAUCGUACUCAGACACGACCGUCCUCCCUCUCUACAAUGGCAAGCUCAUACAAUCGGCUGUGCGGCGGCUCACAGUCGGUGGGAAGCUGCUCACAAAUUACCUGAAAGAGCUCUCCUCGCUGCGGCACUACAACAUGAUGGAGGAGACAUACCUGCUCAACGAGAUCAAAGAAGCAGUCUCGUACGUCGUGCCAUCAUCGCAGCAAUUUGCCAACGAUCUGGAGCGCACUUGGAAAGGACGGCUGGGAGAUAAACGAGAGCUGGAUUCGAGCAUAGUGGUCGACUAUGUGCUGCCGGACUACGAGAAUGCGAUACAUGGGCAUGCGCGACCCCACGACCCUGCAAAAUCACGCAUGCGCCGAGGGCUACAACCGCUACAAGGACCAAGAGAAGAUCUGCUGCCUCUAGGCAAUGAGCGCUUCGCCGUGCCCGAGCUCCUCUUCAACCCUUCCGAUAUUGGCAUCCAGGAAGCUGGAAUACCUGGCGCCGUCAUGGAGUCGCUGAGCACACUGCCAGAAGCUCUACGAAUCGGCCUGUUGGCGAAUGUUGUAGUGGUAGGCGGGAACUCGUUGAUUGCCGGCUUCAUGGAACGAAUGCAGACAGAGCUGAGGGCUCUGGUACCAGCCGAGUACACGCUGAAUGUGGCGAGGGCAGAUAAACCGAUCAAGCACACAUGGCUAGGAGGAGCAAACGUCGCUAGCCAACCCGACUUGUUGAAGGAGUUGCUCGUGUCCAAAGCCGAGUAUGACGAGAGGGGCUCUACGUGGCUAGUGAAGAAGUUUUCAUGA
Alternaria hordeiaustralica is the source of this 1374-nucleotide messenger RNA. RefSeq lists its product as uncharacterized. Gene Ontology annotation, cellular component: Swr1 complex. The transcript has a single exon. Gene Ontology annotation, molecular function: nucleosome binding. The record is from RefSeq and is a predicted model, not a curated record. Lineage: Eukaryota; Fungi; Ascomycota; Dothideomycetes; Pleosporales; Pleosporaceae. Bases 1 to 1374 code for a protein of 457 amino acids.